AUGAAUCAAAAGCAAAUUGAGAAAGCAAUUUCAAUGAUGCUUCUUGACAAGAAAUUCUUCGGUAAGUUCCGGUUCCCUCCAGGUGUGAUUGAUCAGCAUAAGGGCACUGUUCACGUCUAUCAAACACCUCACAAAGACAAGACGUACCAAAAAUCUGUAGAACUAAUUAGAGCCCUAUCCAAGACUGUGGAUGCCAUAUACAGCAAAGCUGGCACGCUUCUUAAGUAA
Ostertagia ostertagi is the source of this 228-nucleotide messenger RNA. The record is from the annotation of a GenBank genome assembly. NCBI's taxonomy places the organism in Eukaryota, Metazoa, Nematoda, Chromadorea, Rhabditida, Trichostrongylidae.